Molecule: messenger RNA, 408 nt
Organism: Exaiptasia diaphana
Lineage: Eukaryota; Metazoa; Cnidaria; Anthozoa; Actiniaria; Aiptasiidae
Product: neuronal pentraxin receptor
Exons: 3
Coding region: 1-408 (135 amino acids)
Source: RefSeq, a predicted model, not a curated record
AUGGAGAGUUUGUACAAUAGGAAUUAUAGAGGGACUCUAAUUGAUAAUAAAUGGCAUCACAUUGCUAUGACAUGGGACAGCAGUAACAAUGGUCAGUUGUUUGUCUAUGUUGAUGGUGUGCAGCGUGGUGCUAAAAACGUCGCUGCUGGUCAAACGAUYCCAAGCGGUGUUCUUUACCUGGGUCAGGAAAUGGAUGCAUACAAUGGAGCCUUUUCUGAURGAGAUGCUCUUCAAGGACAACUCACCAAGGUUCAGAUGUGGAGUCGAGUCUUAUCAGAAGCCGAAGUCAGUUCUCUGGCUUCUAAUAGAUGUGAUGAUCCUUUGGUUGGGAACCUAAUCCAAUGGUCAGAACUCCUGGACAAGCGAUCUGGACAGGUGACCAUCAACAAUGAACCAUGCCAACCUUGA